CGGGACUUAAUGGACAGAUAUGCUUUAUUCAUCAAUUAUUCGAAGCCUGAAGUCACUUUCACCGAGUUAGAUUCUAUAGAGAAAUUAAUCUGUUUGCUUGACGAAAUGCUAAACUUUUAAAAGGCGGACCCGUUCUCUCAAUGCUCCCAGCCCAGUAUACCAGUUUGGACCGUGUGGACAAAUAAUGAAAAAUGUUGCCAUGGUGAUGACUAUCCAAGAUCCCGCCAGUCAGAGAUUAACCUGGAAUAAACCACCUCUGAGUGUGCUUGUUAUCAAGAAGGUGCAGGACGUCUCGGUUAUUCAACCGUUCAUUGAUUUAUUGAGUUGGCUUAUUUUUGAAAAACGAAUGGUCGUGUUUGUUGAAGCUUCUGUCCUCGAUGAUGUGCAGUUGAAAAACAACACUUACUUCAACCCUGUCAGAGAUAAACUUUGUACAUUUAAAGAAGGGAAAGAUGAUCUCACGGACAAAAUAGAUUUCAUCAUUUGUCUUGGUGGAGAUGGGACUCUCCUUUAUGCUUCUUCAUUAUUUCAGCAAAGUGUCCCUCCAGUGAUGGCUUUCCAUAUGGGGUCUCUAGGAUUUCUCGCUCCCUUUGAAUUUGCAAACUUCCAAGGACAAGUUACCAGUGUUUUAGAAGGCCAUGUAGCUUUGACUCUACGUAGUAGACUUCGUUGUAUCGUAGUGAGAAAGAAUAGUGAUUCUUUGGAUAAAAAAUCACAUUCUGGUGUCCUGGUGUUGAAUGAAGUAGUAGUUGACAGAGGCCCCUCUCCAUAUCUUUCAAAUAUUGACUUGUUUCUGGAUGGGAAACACAUCACCACAGUGCAGGGAGAUGGACUAAUUGUGUCCACACCAACUGGCAGCACAGCCUAUGCUGUGGCUGCUGGGGCAUCUAUGAUCCACCCCAGUGUACCAGCUAUCAUGGUUACUCCCAUCUGUCCACAUUCACUUUCCUUUAGGCCUAUUGUUGUUCCUGCUGGAGUCGAACUCAAGAUUAUGGUGUCUCCCGAUGCCAGGAGCACAGCAUGGGUGUCAUUUGAUGGACGUCAUCAGCAAGAGCUAAAAGUUGGUGAUAGUUUGAAAGUGACCAUGUCCAUCUACCCUGUACCAUCUAUCUGUGCCCAGGACCAGAUCAGUGACUGGUUUGACAGUUUAGCAGAGUGUCUUCACUGGAAUGUACGCAGGAAACAGAGGCAGUUUGACGAGUACUCUGACCUUGUUCACAGUUCCAGCAACUACACAAUAGACUCCCAUGAUAGACAAAUGAAAAUAGACAGCUAGAAAUAACCUUUGAUAACGGCAGAAGACAUGCACAACUUAUGCUGUUAAGGAUCAACUUGGUGUGGUCCAAAAAGCACUAUACAGUAAGGAAUCUUUGUUCCCCAUGAAGUUGGCAAUGCAGGUGAUGUUUUUAGUUACACACAUUCUACAUCUAACAACCAGCUCUUUAUUUGAUACAUUUGUUUAUUACUGUGAUCGUGGUAUUAGUAAUUUGUUUAUAUAACAUUGUAAACUUUUAAAACAAUUAGUUUGUUUACCAACAUAAUUGGAAAAGUUUGUACUUUGUUAUUGACAAGCAACAGUUCUAAAUACAGUUAAACACUACAUUUGAAGUGGGAUAUAAUUAAGUCUAACCUGAAGCAUCUGUGUAGAUAUCAUUUCAAGAUCCACCUUUUUUUUUCCCCAUCUUCGUGCCUAAACUUUGAUAGGUUUUUAAUAGAUAAUUAUAGUGCUUUGGUCUCUUAGCCAAAAGUUUUGUUAGAAUGGGUGCAUUUGACAAAUUAAAUACUAAAGAAGCUUUACUUCAAAAUGUGAAAAACCAUUCCUUAAGGUUAGUGUUACAGUGCUUAUCUAGUAAUGUGUGUAAAAAUGUCUAAUUUCUGUUGUUUUGUAAAUGUGAAUCACAAUUCUUCCAUAGCCGUGAAAAAUGUUGUAUGAUAUUCAUUUCAGUGAGAAAAUUAUUUGUAUUUCUCACAACUGGUGCAAGAGUUACCAGCACUUUAUGGAAUACUUUUAAAUUAUAUAUUCCUACUUUUUAAAGAAAGUUGUUUGCUACAAUAGCAAAAAAGUGGAAGUAUCAGUGAUUUUUGUAUUAACUUUUUUAUAGUUAUUUAUAUUGUAGUUUUAGUACCCAACAGGGAUAAAAAUUGUUACGAAUUUCAAUGUAACAGUAUUAAUCAGAGAUGUUUUGUCAUAGGUGUCAACAUAGUGUUUUGAUGUAUGUUGUUUUAGACUUGCUGGUGCUUGUACAUUAACCCUUCAACUGCGAUUGACAUCAUAUGAUGUUAACGUAGACGACUGUGAUGAACAUCAUAUGAUGCAAGCAUUUUACACAAUAUUUUGAAUGGCCUGCCUCAAAAACUUGCAAAUCUUUGCAUAUAGGGUAAUAGGCAGAUUUACACAAGCCACAAGCAAAGGGUUAAACGCACGUGGAAUUUUCAUGAGCCAUACACUCCAUACAGCACACUCACAUUAAACUGCUGGAGGCAGACUGUACCCUAUAUGAUGAAUCAGCAGUCAAUUGGUUAAAAACCUUAGAAGGCAGCAUAAUUAUUGAUCAUAUAUAUUGGUUUCAUUUAACUAGGUUUUAAUAUCAUAAUGAAGGCAGACUAUGUUAUGUUUGGUUUUAACAAUAUUUAAUGUUUCUCUUUAAAUUUACAAGUAUACUAAUGUGUAGAUUCUAUUUUAUUUUGUACUAGCUAAAACUGUAGAAAGAAACACGUGUAAUCUUUAUCCCUUCACAUAAUGAUUUCAAGUAUGGAAACUAGGCACGUGGUACCUGAAAAGAAAUUUAAGUUUGAGUUUUUUUAUAUUUUAAUAACUGGAUUUUACCAGUUCUGAUAUUUCAAAGUUUCUACUUUGUGUUGGUGUUAAACAAAGUUUAUGGUCUUUAUUUUUGGUACAAGAUGUAGUGUGAAAAAUAGAUCAAGAAUCAUAACAUCAAUAGCAUUAUGUUUCGAUGACAAUAAUGUUUUUCAGCUGCACUGUAAAUUAAAAGAUGCCAUUUUAAACAAAAUUAUAAAAUUCUGUGUGAAAAUGAUAAAUCUUAGAAUCAUCAGUGUCUGAAAAUAUUUAGUUAUAUUAUUAUGGUUUAAAAAAAUGCAUCUUAUGUUUUUUAUAAAAAAAAAACUAAAUCAACUAAUAAGCAAAAAUCCUAUUUCAUUUUUUCCAAAUGGCUGUAGUUAGUAAAUAGCAAUAGUACAUGGUUUGUUUGCAUUAAAUUGUAACUAAAACCUUUAACAGGAUUAUUAACUUUUUCUAAUGAGUAUUUACAUAUUUACAUCUGUUAAUAUAAUUAUUUAAAUUGUAAUACACAAAAUCUGUAGGUA
Limulus polyphemus (Atlantic horseshoe crab) is the source of this 3324-nucleotide messenger RNA. RefSeq names its product NAD kinase-like. NCBI's taxonomy places the organism in Eukaryota, Metazoa, Arthropoda, Merostomata, Xiphosura, Limulidae. Gene Ontology annotation, molecular function: NAD+ kinase activity. The transcript is spliced from 12 exons. The coding region runs from base 185 to 1276 and encodes 363 amino acids. The record is from RefSeq and is a predicted model, not a curated record. Gene Ontology annotation, biological process: NADP+ biosynthetic process; NAD+ metabolic process.